GAUCCGAGCCGUUACCGUGACGUGUUCCGUCUGCCUCCGCUCUCUUCUCUCCUUCAGUCAUCUCCACUCAGCUGCUGACUACAAGGAGAUCCCGAGCCAACAAGUUAGCCUCCCACUGAGCCAAACACGAUUUUACGGGUCUGGUGAACAGCUCUUUCUUCGGCUACAAUGAGGUGCUGACCCUGGGUCGGCCAGGCCGUGAGAUGAUUGCAGCUUGGCACGGAGACAAAGUGAGAGAACAGAGUGAUUGAGAAAGAAGAAUGGGCAGGAGGGUCUGGGGCUGCUGGCAAAGUGUCUUCUCUACUUCAGUGCUCUACGGCUCGUUGGCUUUGUUUACCUCCAUCCUCCACAAUGUGUUCCUGCUCUACUACGUGCAGACAUUUGUGUCCAUCUACAAGAUCGAUAAAGUCUCCUUCUGGAUCGGAGAGACGGUUUUCCUGAUAUGGAACAGUCUGAACGAUCCUCUCUUCGGCUGGCUGAGUGAUCGCUCCUUCCUCAGCUCUCCUCAGUCAGGCUCUCAGAUCACAUCUCCAGAGGUGGUGCUGAAGCGCCUCAAGGCCCUCUCCACAAAUGGCCCCCUCUUCUCUCUCUCCUUCCUGGCCUUCUGGGUGGCGUGGGCCAGUCCAGGACUACAGUUCCUGCUGUGUUUGUGUCUUUAUGACGGCUUCCUCACCAUGGUCGACCUCCACCACAGCGCCCUGCUGGCCGACCUCGCCGUGUCUGCCGCCGAUCGCACACGCCUCAACUUCCACUGCUCAGUGUUCAGCGCUCUGGGCUCCUUCUCAGUAUUCUUGUCCUACUCCUUCUGGGACAAGGAGGAUUUCUACUCCUUCCGUGUCUUCUGUGUGACUCUGGCAGCUUUUUCCAUUCUGGGAUUUUUCUUAGUGUCUCGGUUAUUAAGGCAUCGAUUCCAAAAGGAAGUCCUUCCAAAGCUGGAUGAGGCACAGAUGCUCAAAGACCUGAGUGUCGGCCAUGCUCCACUGACCCACCCAGAAAAACCUGUCACUAUCAGACAGUACAUCAAGCAGCUCUCCCAACACAAGAACUUCUUGUGGUUUGUGUCGAUGAAUCUUAUUCAGGUGUUUCACUGCCAUUUUAACAGCAACUUCUUUCCACUUUUCCUGGAGCAUCUGCUGUCUGACAAUAUUUCUGCCUCAACUGGUUCAAUCCUGCUUGGGAUCUCUUACAUUGCCCCCCACCUGAACAACUUGUAUUUCCUGACACUGUGCCAGCGUUACGGCGUUUACCAGGUUAUCCGCUGGCUAUUUAUGGUCAAACUGGGACUUAGUGUGGCUAUGCUGCUGGCAGGGGCUGACCACAUUUAUCUGCUGUGCAUCUUCAUUGCUAGUAACCGCGUGUUUACAGAGGGGACGUGCAAGCUGCUGAAACUGGUCAUCACUGAUCUGGUGGAUGAAGACUUUGUCGUCAACAAGCGUCAGCAAGCGGCCUCUGCGCUCCUCUUUGGGAUGGUAGCCCUUUUGACCAAACCUGGCCAGACGUUCGCCCCUCUCAUUGGCACCUGGCUGCUGUGUGCUUAUACAGGUUACGAUAUUUUUGAGCGGGAACCCGUGAAGGACUCGCUGGCUUCUGUGCCUGACGUUGCCUCCGGCUCAGGGACGCCACCUCUCCGCCUGGGCUGCUUCUACAUGUUGGUGUUUGUGCCUAUCACUUGUGCCCUGAUCCAGCUGGUUGUCUGGUCUCGCUUCACACUGCAUGGCCGCAAGCUGCAGGGGAUCAAGACCCUGAGGCAAGGGGCCCAGCAUGGCCACCUUAUUGAUGUCAAGGCCAUUUGAACUGAAAGGAGCUGCCUGAAGCUGCACAAAGACACUUUUAAAACAUUAAUUUAACAAUCUUUACGUUUAUAACUUGGAGGGAAGUGAAAUAUAAGGGUGAUCUGAUGUCUUACUGCUCAGCCUUGUGUGAGAGAAUAUAAACCUGAACAAAAUAUGUGGCUUUAUGGACAGAAAAAUGCACAGUUGGCUCAAAAAUCCCACUGGGGAGAACAUGAAACCUGCCUUAUUUUUAUAUGAAAAUGUUAACAUAUAUUUAUAUAUGAACAGAUGACCAAAAGAUAAAACAGAACAAAUCAGUCCUUUGGAUGUUCACGGACCAAGAUGAGAACUUUUUCAUGGUGUGCCCUCUUUAAAACUACAAGCUUAAAUUCUGGUUAGUAGCUUCAGUGCUUAGUAGCUUCAGCAACAUCAUCAGUGUGUUUUUAAAAAUCAAACAAGACCUCCCUUCUCAUCUCUAUUAUUUAACAAAAUGGCGCAAAUGAAUCUGUAAUAGAGUGCCAUUGAAAACUGCAUGAAAUCUGCACCUCAGACCAAAUAAAGAUUUUAUGUCUCAACAUUAACUCAGAAUGACCUGCCAGUUUGAUGUAAGAGUGUAUUUUCUGAUAUGUCCAGUAUUGAUAAUGUUCUUUUCUUUAUUUGCACAAAACUGCCAUAGUCUGUUGUACUUCUAACAUUCUGGUUGCAACAAAACUUCAUGUACUGUGAUCAUCGAAAUUUGAAUUAGGAGAUCAAGCUGGUAAGCACAUUAUCAGCAUUUUUGUAAUUUUGUAGAUUAUAUAAAGAAUGUGUGGCACCACAAAUAAACCAUGGGUUAA
Messenger RNA from Cheilinus undulatus (humphead wrasse), 2608 nucleotides. It is a transcript of the gene slc68a1a, whose product is annotated as major facilitator superfamily domain containing 13A. NCBI's taxonomy places the organism in Eukaryota, Metazoa, Chordata, Actinopteri, Labriformes, Labridae. The record is from RefSeq and is a predicted model, not a curated record. Bases 261 to 1793 code for a protein of 510 amino acids. The transcript has 9 exons.